AGCGAUGAAUAAGAAAUUGUGAGUGUCUUCAUAGUAAAUAGAAAGUGAAUUGUGACGUCAAACUUUCAACACCAGUCGAUGAAUUGUAGGUUACAAAAUCGUUCUCAGAUUUUUCGAUCGUCCACAAUCGAGAUUCAAUAUGGCUGACGUGUCGGGAUCCAGUGCAUCACAAGUCGCAAGAAUGUCUUAUUCUCCUGAAAUAAUUCUAUUGUUCAGUGGCAAGAGAAAAUCUGGGAAGGAUUAUAUCACUGAUAAAUUAUUCGAAACACUGGGUUCGGACGCUAGCGUUAUAAUAAAAAUCUCAGGCCCAAUAAAAAGCCACUGGGCAAAAGCUCGCAAUCUUGAUCUCAACCAAUUGCUCAGUGAUGGGGAAUACAAGGAGAAAUACCGGCUUGAGAUGAUCAAGUGGGGUGAAGACACCAGGAAGAAUGACCCUGGGUAUUUCUGUCGGGCCUCUAUCGAUAUGUACAACGUCAUUUUGAUGUCUAUUACGCCCGGGAUUUUUUAUCUGUGGAAGCCUUUACAGCCCCUAUAUUCACUUCUUCUAGCCCAUGGCAAGAGAAUUUGGAUUGUCAGUGAUAUUAGAAGAAAAACUGACUUGAAAUGGUUCAGGGAUAACUUUCCACAGAAAUGUAAAAGCAUUCGGAUAAAUUGUGGAGAUGCAGUUCGAAUUCAACGUGGAUGGAUUUUUACUCCAGGAGUUGACGACUGCGAAACCGAGUGUGACUUAGACGACGUGAAGGACUGGGAUCUAACGAUUUUAAAUGAAGGUGCAAGUUCCAAAGAGCUUUUAAAAUCACUGCUUCAUCUUAUCGGAUGACAAUAGGUCCAAUUAGCUUUAAAAAUUGACAUUCCAUAGCAAUAUUUUUUUAAGUACGAAACAUCAAUGGUGAUUUUUUUCAGUAUAUUUUUAUACUUCACAAUAAUUCAGGUGAACAAGUAGAUUCUAAUGAACUUUUUCCAUGACAGAUGUACCAAAAAAAUAAUAAGGAUUUUCAAUAUGAUUAAGUAGCAAUUCAAUUAAUGGUUACUAGUUUUUUUUCGGGAUGUACGUCAUGUAAAUUGUGCAAAGAAUAAAGAUGGGAAAAACGGUG
Messenger RNA from Diachasmimorpha longicaudata, 1094 nucleotides. RefSeq names its product phosphomevalonate kinase (gene Pmvk). The record is from RefSeq and is a predicted model, not a curated record. NCBI's taxonomy places the organism in Eukaryota, Metazoa, Arthropoda, Insecta, Hymenoptera, Braconidae. Bases 140 to 820 code for a protein of 226 amino acids. Gene Ontology annotation, molecular function: phosphomevalonate kinase activity. Gene Ontology annotation, cellular component: cytoplasm. The transcript has 4 exons. Gene Ontology annotation, biological process: isopentenyl diphosphate biosynthetic process, mevalonate pathway; cholesterol biosynthetic process.